GUGUGGCCGCGGCCGCCGCUGCGUGCGGGCCAUGGAGCACCGCAUCGUGGGGCCGGGCCCAUACCGGGCCACCAAGCUGUGGAAUGAAACAGUUGAGCUUUUUCGCACCAAGAUGCCGUUACGGAAACAUCGCUGUCGUUUCAAAAGUUAUGAAUGUUGCUUCACGGCGGCCGAAGCUGUGGAUUGGCUACACGAGCUGUUGAGGCGCAGCCAAAACUUUGGUCCCGAAGUGACCCGCAAACAGACGGUCCAGCUGCUAAAAAAAUUCCUGAAGAAUCACGUUAUUGAAGACAUCAAGGGAAAAUGGGGCCAGGAAGACUUUGAAGACAACCGUCACUUGUACAGAUUUCCUCCUUCCUCACCCCUGAGACCAUAUCCAAAGAGGCCCCCAUAUCAAAAGGAUGUUAUUAAAUUUCCAGAAUGGAAUGAUCCCCCACCAGGCACCUCACAAGAGAAUAUCCCAGUGAGGCCAGUUGUGAUGAAUUCUGAGAUGUGGUACAAGCGUCACAGCAUUGCUAUUGGAGAGGUGCCGGCUUGCCGUCUCGUCCACCGCAGACAGCUGACAGAGGCCAAUGUAGAAGAGAUAUGGAAGACUAUGACAUUAUCAUAUUUACAGAAAAUCCUUGGCCUGGAUUCCUUAGAAGAAGUUUUAGACGUUAAACUUGUCAACUCCAAGUUCAUCAUCCAUAAUGUAUAUAGUGUGAGCAAGCAGGGAGUUGUUAUCCUUGAUGACAAGUCAAAAGAACUUCCUCACUGGGUACUGUCAGCUAUGAAGUGUUUGGCAAAUUGGCCUAAUUGUUCGGAUUUGAAGCAGCCUAUGUAUUUAGGAUUUGAAAAAGAUGUCUUUAAAACUAUAGCUGAUUACUAUGGUCACCUGAAAGAGCCUUUGCUUACGUUUCACCUUUUUGACGCCUUUGUCAAUGUAUUAGGUUUGUUACAGAAAGAGGAAAUGGCCAUUGAAGCAUUUCAAAUUUGCUGCCUCCUCCUGCCUCCUGAAAAUAGAAGAAAGUUACAGCUGUUGAUGAGGAUGAUGGCAAGGAUCUGCUUAAAUAAGGAGAUGCCACCACUGUGUGAUGGCUUUGGCACCCGAACACUGAUGGUUCAGACAUUUUCCCAUUGCAUCUUGUGUUCCAAAGAUGAAGUGGACUUGGAUGAUUUAUUAGCUGCUAGGUUGGUGACGUUUCUGAUGGACAAUUACCAAGAGAUUCUGAAAGUCCCUUUGGCCUUGCAGACCUCCAUAGAGGAACGUGUGGCCCAUCUACGAAGAGUCCAGAUAAAAUACCCAGGAGCUGAUAUGGAUAUCACUCUGUCUGCUCCAUCAUUUUGCCGUCAAAUUAGCCCAGAGGAAUUUGAAUACCAAAGAGCAUACGGCUCUCAGGAACCUCUGGCAGCGUUGUUGGAGGAAGUCAUCACAGAUGCCAAACUCUCCAGUAAAGAAAAGAAGAAAAAAUUGAAGCAGUUUCAAAAGUCCUAUCCUGAAGUCUACCAAGAACGAUUUCCUACACCAGAAAGUGAAGCACUUCUGUUUCCUGAAAAACCUAAAGCAAAACCACAGCUGCUGAUGUGGGCACUAAAAAACCCCUUCCAACCAUUUCAAAGAACUAGAAGUUUUCGGAUGUAA
Messenger RNA from Balaenoptera ricei (Rice's whale), 1621 nucleotides. It is a transcript of the gene DEPDC1B, whose product is annotated as DEP domain containing 1B. The transcript is spliced from 11 exons. Gene Ontology annotation, biological process: positive regulation of Wnt signaling pathway; intracellular signal transduction. Lineage: Eukaryota; Metazoa; Chordata; Mammalia; Artiodactyla; Balaenopteridae. The record is from RefSeq and is a predicted model, not a curated record. The coding region runs from base 32 to 1621 and encodes 529 amino acids.